Molecule: messenger RNA, 1334 nt
Organism: Penicillium canescens
Lineage: Eukaryota; Fungi; Ascomycota; Eurotiomycetes; Eurotiales; Aspergillaceae
Product: caspase family protein
Exons: 4
Coding region: 1-1287 (428 amino acids)
Biological process (GO): proteolysis
Molecular function (GO): cysteine-type endopeptidase activity
Source: RefSeq, a predicted model, not a curated record
AUGUACCAUCCACCUCCUGGUCCUUAUGGACCUCCUCCUCCUGGACCACCGCCGUGGGGAUAUCAACAACCCGGGUGGCAACCCCCGCCUCAGCCCUACCCUCAGCCCUACCAACCCCAUUAUGGCUACCACCCCAGUCAGAGCCAUCACCGAUCCCAGAGUCAGUCGCAAUACCCAGGUGCUUAUGCACCAUCGGCUCAUCCGCCAUAUCCUCAAUAUCCUCCACAAUCUCCUCUCCCCUACGGACAGUCGCAGUCACCGUCGCAUCUCCGUGCGCCUCAAAAUGGCCGACCUCGGGCGAAUUCGGCCAGCUUGCCGCCUCCACCACCACAGACGGCUCAGCAUUUCGGCCACGGCGCACCGUCAAACUACAAUUUCCGGUAUUCAGCCUGUACCGGUCGGCGCAAGGCUCUAUUAAUCGGAAUUAACUACGCUGGGCAGCCAAAUGCCCUCAAAGGAUGCAUCAACGAUGUCACCAACAUGUCCAAUUUCCUCGCACAGCGAUUUGGAUACAAGCGGGAGGACAUGGUGAUUCUCACGGACGACCAGCGCAACCAACUGAGCAUCCCGACCAAGGCCAACAUCCUCCGGGCCAUGCAGUGGCUCGUCAAGGACGCCCAGCCCAACGACUCCCUCUUUGUGCAUUUCUCCGGUCACGGCGGUCGCACGCCCGAUAUGGAUGGCGACGAAGAUGACGGAUUUGACGAUGUCAUCUACCCGGUGGACUACCGCGUGGCCGGUCACAUUGUGGACGAUGACAUGCAUGCGAUCAUGGUGCGUCCGCUGCGGCCCGGGGUGCGAUUGACAGCAAUCUUCGACUCGUGCCACUCGGGCACAGCAUUGGACCUGCCGUACGUCUACUCGACGCAAGGUAUACUCAAGGAGCCCAACUUAGCCAAGGAAGCGGCCCAAGACCUAUUCAGCGCCUUCACCUCCUAUGGCCAGGGAGAUUUCUCCAGCAUGGCCUCUACCGCCAUCGGCUUCUUCAAGAAAGCGGCCAACGGCGGCUCCGCACGCGAGCGCACAAUCAUGACCAAGACAUCGCCCGCCGACGUAGUGAUGUUCUCAGGGUCCAAGGACACACAGACCUCUGCCGACACGUUCCAAGAUGGUCAAGCGCGGGGUGCUUUAAGUUGGGCGUUUAUCAAAUCCCUGCAACAAUGGCCGCACCAAAGUUACCUGCAAUUGCUCAACACUAUCCGGAAUGAACUCGAGGGCAAAUACUCGCAGAAGCCGCAGCUGAGCUGCAGUCAUCCCCUUGACACCAAUCUUCGCUUUGUGAUGUAAUGAAGUACAACCAGGUACAUGAAUUAAUGUAGCAAAUGAAUCACGAG